Molecule: messenger RNA, 848 nt
Organism: Leptonychotes weddellii (Weddell seal)
Lineage: Eukaryota; Metazoa; Chordata; Mammalia; Carnivora; Phocidae
Source: RefSeq, a predicted model, not a curated record
UUGCCCCACGUCAGCAGCGGAGGCUCCGCGGCCUGCGUUUACUCCAACGCCGCUGACGUAACGUCAUCUUGCGGGACGUGGACGGAAGAAAAAGGAGAGUAAGCCGGCGCCGGAGUCUGCCCGGCGUGGAGUGCGGACCAGGCGGCGGGGCCGGGCAGUGAGGUCUGGCGGCGGCGUGAAGCAGAUACUUUGAUCAUUGACCACAUCGCAGCAUGUUGAGUCAAGUCUACUGCUCCGGGUCCCAGCCCUUCCGCCAGCGUCUCCUGCCCUGGGUCCAAUCCACAGCCCUCUCCAGAUCUCAUCGUGUCCAGCCUUCAGCCAUCAGACAUGUUCGUUCUUGGAGCAACAUCCCCUUUAUCACUGUACCCCUCAAUCGUACACAUGGCAAGUCUUUUGCCCACCGCAGUGAGCUGAAGCAUGCCAAGAGAAUCGUGGUGAAACUCGGAAGUGCUGUAGUAACCCGGGGGGAUGAGUGUGGCCUUGCCCUGGGGCGCCUCGCAUCUAUUGUUGAGCAGGUGUCAGUGCUCCAGAAUCAAGGCCGAGAGAUGAUGCUGGUGACCAGUGGAGCCGUAGCCUUUGGCAAGCAGCGCUUGCGCCAUGAGAUCCUUCUGUCUCAGAGCGUCCGGCAGGCCCUGCACUCGGGGCAGAACCAGCUGAAAGAGAUGGCAAUUCCAGUCUUAGAAGCACGAGCCUGCGCAGCCGCCGGGCAGAGUGGACUGAUGGCCUUGUAUGAGGCCAUGUUUACCCAGUACAGCAUCUGUGCUGCCCAGUCUCCUCAUCUGAAAAAAGAAGAUAAUAUCAGUGCCUACUUGAGAGGGUUUUCGGAAGAAGUCAGUGAGAAAAUAUAG